Messenger RNA from Laccaria bicolor S238N-H82, 336 nucleotides. RefSeq lists its product as uncharacterized. The transcript is spliced from 2 exons. Lineage: Eukaryota; Fungi; Basidiomycota; Agaricomycetes; Agaricales; Hydnangiaceae. The record is from RefSeq and is a predicted model, not a curated record. The coding region runs from base 1 to 336 and encodes 111 amino acids.
AUGGAAUUCCGACAUUCCACUUGGAAUCCGCUGGAACUCAUGGGGGAUGGUAAAGACCUCCGUCAAGAUAGGCGCUUUCGCGAGGAGGAGCUGGACGGUGGGGAUUUUUGCGAGAUAGGUUUGGCUGUGGCUGUUCAGGUAGUCCAUGGUAUCUACGACGUCGAGGCUCUGGUGGUCAGGGAAGAGGACUGCGUUGCGCAGGUUGCGUGGGUUGGUCAUGCGCGAGAGUCAGGUGUCUCCGCAACCCCGUUUAUAUUUCUAAGCAGCCGACGUCCUGGCCAGAAGCAUCUCCCGAUGCCAUUAUCGAUACCAAUCAUGCGCACAUUGGUCUUUUGA